Fusarium sp. VM40 is the source of this 978-nucleotide messenger RNA. Lineage: Eukaryota; Fungi; Ascomycota; Sordariomycetes; Hypocreales; Nectriaceae. The record is from the annotation of a GenBank genome assembly.
AUGGAGGAUAGCUCACAACGUAUGGAGGCACAGGCAUACACAGCCGGCCUCGAUCAAACGUUGCAGGAACUUCAACAGAAAGUCCGCCAACAUGAAGCCGAACUGGAAAAGCUUCGUUCAGAACAAGAUCAGGCCCAGCUUCCAGAGUCAGUAGCGGGGAGAGCGCGAGUCAUCGAAGCAGCCCUCAAAGAGGUGACAGAGUCAGAUCCUUUUCUACCAAACCCUGGAUCUCUUCUACCAGCGUUGCUAGCUCUGCGCAAGACUCAUCAAAUAAUCCAAGAGUCCAAUACUUACCUUACUUCUCAACGUGAGAGCCAUGAUAAGCUGUCGCGUCGGCUUGAAGCGGAUGAAGCAGACCUCAAAGACCAGAAUCUCCUUGGCGAUGCUCUCGCCGCGCGCAUACAGUCACUACGCGAUGAAGUAGACGCGAGCACUCACGUCACACCAGAGGAAGGUGCAAAGGAACGAUUGCAAGAGCUCAGGGCUAAGAAGACUGGCUACGACAAAGAGACUUCCAAGCUCAUGAAGGUCCUCCUUCGGUUUAUUGACAACCACUUAGCGCCAAUGCUUGCGGCAGAGGAACUAGGCGGGCCAGUCGUUGGCGACCUCAUAGAUGUCGACGGUGAGGAUCUGGCUGCUGGUUUCAAUGCUCAAGGAAAGCUGAAGAAACCAAAGGACACUGCUGAUAAGGACGACAAACGGCAGCGCAGGAUUGAUGAAAUUUGGGGGCAGGCCGCUGACGAGGGUUCUGGGCGCCAAAACGAGGUUACUGCUGCAGCGGCGGAAAUGAAAGAACUCACAGAAGAGCUUCUCAACACGCUCGUCGAAGCUCAUGGCGACAACUCGGCGUCCUACGUGCAAUUGCCGCGCGAAUCUGCAGCUGCGCGGUUCUUGGUGAGAUCCAAGGUAGCACAGUUCCACCCCCGAGAUGCGACGAGACUCAGAUUGAUCGAUUUUGGUCGAGACUUGGAUUCUUGA